Molecule: messenger RNA, 1714 nt
Organism: Lethenteron reissneri (Far Eastern brook lamprey)
Lineage: Eukaryota; Metazoa; Chordata; Hyperoartia; Petromyzontiformes; Petromyzontidae
Product: E3 ubiquitin/ISG15 ligase TRIM25-like
Molecular function (GO): zinc ion binding; protein binding
Source: RefSeq, a predicted model, not a curated record
GCUACAGCCAGAGACUGCGUGAGCUAUAGCUAGAUACUGCUGGAGCUACAGCCAUUGACUGUCUGUGCUACAGCCAGCCUGCCUGAGCUACAGCCACAGACUGCCUGAACAACAGCCGGCGCCUAUCUCUGAGUGGAGCCACAGGAUCAUGGCGAGUGCAGCUCCCAGUGGUAGCGAGGCCCCAGGGGAGUUGACCUGCCCCAUCUGCCUGGACGCCUUCCGCUGCCCCUGCACGCUCAGCUGCGGCCACUCGUUCUGCCUCGAGUGCGUGGAAGACGCCUGGGAAGCGGUCGAGUCCUUCUCCUGCCCGCAGUGCCGAGUGACCUUCCCUCGGAGGCCCAAGCUGAGCAAGAACUUCACGCUCGCCAACCUGGUGGAGCAGCGCAGUGCCGCAGUUGAAUUGGUCACCGUGGUCUUGUGUGACUUCUGCAACGAUGGCACGACCGCUGCCACGAAGACCUGCCUCAGGUGUGAUAUGUCAUAUUGUGUGACUCAUGUAAAGCCUCAUCAGGAGAACCAGAAGUUCAAGGACCACAUUUUGGUGGCUCCAGUCACGAAUCCUGAAGAACGCAAGUGUAAGACGCACCGAGAUGAGAUCAAGUUUUAUUGCCGACAGGACGAGAGCUUGGUCUGCACAACCUGCACCAUCGCAGGAGACCACAAGGGUCACGAUGUGGCUACGCUGGAGGAUGAGCACAAGACACGGGAGAAACAAGUGGGAGAGGAGACGCGGGCGGUGGAGGAGAAGAGGAGGGAGGCGGAGGAGUCCGUGAGGCGGAUGGAGGCCGCUCGCAGAAACGUGCAGGGAUCGAUGACCGGGGUGAGGCAGCGAAUCAAUGGCGAGUUCGCCCGCAUGAGAGCAGCUCUGGACGAGGAAGAGAAGGCGGCUCUGGCUCGUGCAUCCAAGAAGGAGCGCGAGCUGCUGACCCAGAUCGAGAAGAACAUCGCUCACUACCAGCGCGAGAUCGGCGAGCUCCAGGCAGCAGCCGCUCGUCUGGAGGUCCUAGCGCAGGAGAGGGACUCGCUCGCCUUCCUGCAGGGGCACCUGGAGGAGACACGCAGGACCGGAAGGGUUACAACGUCUCAACCCUCAGCUCCCCGCCAAGAGGACAUUGCCUCACUUAAAGUCCUGGAGACAACUACUGUCAAGUUCAUGUACGGACGCUCACCAACUCUGGACACAAACUCAGCUUAUAACCAACUCCAGAUCUCCUCGGAUCUCAGGACGAUGACAGCGGUCCAGGCCUCCCAGGGUCGCCCCGAUCACCCACACCGGUUUGAUGGCCGUGCACAAGCCCUGUGCUGUGAGAGCUUCUCGUCGGGCCACCACUACUGGGAGGUGGACGUGGGGGACGCGAGGUGGUGGCGGGUUGGAGUCGCGUACGGGACGAUCCCACGGAAAGGGGAUCGUGAUGCACAGCAGCUGGGAGGGAACGACGCGUCCUGGUGUUUAGAGAAACGUGACGACAACUUCUCAGUGUUUCAUGGUGGAGUGAAGACUGCACUGUCGGUGAGGGAGGCCCCCUCCCCCCGCAGAAUCGGGCUUCACCUGCACUGGGAGGGGGGGCUUCUAGCAUUUUACUGCGCCGACUCAAUGGAGGUGAUCCACGAGGUUCGGCAGAGAUUCUUGCAGCCUCUCUACCCUGGUAUGUGUGUGAGGUGUUUGAAUGAUCGAUUGAAGAUCGUGGAUCUGAGUCGUGCAUCCUGAGGAUGA